Messenger RNA from Rana temporaria (common frog), 2794 nucleotides. RefSeq names its product choline O-acetyltransferase (gene CHAT). NCBI's taxonomy places the organism in Eukaryota, Metazoa, Chordata, Amphibia, Anura, Ranidae. Gene Ontology annotation, biological process: acetylcholine biosynthetic process; neuromuscular synaptic transmission. Gene Ontology annotation, cellular component: cytoplasm; neuron projection. Gene Ontology annotation, molecular function: choline O-acetyltransferase activity. Bases 237 to 2153 code for a protein of 638 amino acids. The transcript is spliced from 15 exons. The record is from RefSeq and is a predicted model, not a curated record.
CUAACACUAGUGCCUUUGUCCACAUGACAGGCUGGUGACUGCUGAGCGCUUCCUUCAGCAGCGGGAGCGGGGAGAGGACCAUGGACAGCGGCACACACGUCAGUACACAACUCACACCACCUACAAUGGCAGCAAGUUCAGCGCUCCCCUCUGCUCCCGACACUACUUUCUGAUCCAUUGACUCAAGCAGGCUGAACUUACUUAGAGAAUAAGCAUACCAUUUUUGCUGCUUUACAAUGCCAGUAUUAAAGAAACCCACACUGGAAAAAUCAGAAAGCAAAGGCUCACAAGAUGCAGAGGAGUUACCAAAGCUACCAGUGCCUCCUUUACAACAAACAAUGGACACGUAUCUGAAAUGCAUGAAACAUCUGGUGUCAGAGGAGCAAUAUAAAAAAAGUAAAGCUGUCGUGGAGAAGUUUGUGAUGCCCGAAGGCCUGGGGGAAAUGUUGCAACAAAAAUUGCUCGAGCGGAGAGAGAAAACAGAAAACUGGAUACAUGAAUACUGGCUUGCUGACAUGUAUCUGAAUAACCGCCUACCCCUGCCGGUUCAUUCCAGCCCAGCCGUAAUAUUUGCGCGACACAAUUUUCAGGAUUCCAAUGAUCACCUGAGGUUUACAGCAAAUCUCAUCUCCGGAGUGCUCGAUUAUAAAACUUUAUUGGAUCUGCAUGCUUUGCCAAUGGACUAUGCUCGUGGUCAACUAUCUGGUCAGCCUAUGUGUAUGAAGCAGUACUAUGGGCUCUUCUCAUCUUACCGUCUUCCAGGUGGCAUGAAAGACACAUUAGUGGCACAAGAAAGCAGUGUUAUGCCAGAACCAGAGCAUAUAAUUGUUGCUUGUAACAACCAGUUCUUUGUAUUAGAUGUUGUCAUCAACUUUCGCCGUCUCAGUGAAGGGGACCUAUUUACCCAGCUCAGGAAAAUAGCUAGGAUGGCAGAAAAUGAAGAUGAGAGACUUCCACCAAUUGGAUUAUUGACGUCUGAUGGAAGAUUAGAAUGGGCCCGAGCAAGAGAGAUUCUAAUGAAAGACUCUACAAACCGUGACUCUCUAGAUAUGAUUGAAAGAUGUAUGUGUCUAGUGUGUCUAGAUGCACCAACAGGUGUAGAGCUGAAUGACACCAACAGAGCUCUUCAACUUCUUCAUGGUGGAGGUUACAACAAAAAUGGUGGAAAUCGAUGGUAUGAUAAGCCUAUGCAGUUUGUUGUAGGAAGAGAUGGAGUUUGUGGAACUAUAUGUGAACAUUCUCCUUUUGAUGGAAUAGUCCUCGUACAAUGUACCGAACAUUUGUUGAAAUACAUGAAAAGUAGUCCCAAAAAAUUAGUGAGAGCAGAUUCAGUCAGUGAACUUCCAGCACCUAGAAGACUCCGGUGGAAGUGUUCCCCUGAAAUUCAAGGCCAUCUGGCAUCUGCUGCUGAAAAGCUACAAAGGAUAGUACAAAAUCUUGAUUUUACAGUGCAUAGGUUUAAUAAAUAUGGAAAGGAGUUUAUCAAAAAGCAGAGAAUGAGUCCUGAUGCUUUCAUCCAACUAUCACUUCAGCUUGCAUUCUACAGGUGCCACAGGAGACUUGUCCCAACCUAUGAGAGUGCUUCCAUACGACGCUUUCGGAUGGGGAGGGUGGACAACAUAAGAUCAUCCACUGCUGAAGCUCUAGUAUUUGUGAAGGCAAUGAUAGAUGGAAAAGCUACAGUACCGGAUUCAGAAAAAAUGGCUCAUCUUCAAAAUGCUAUUGAAGCUCAAACAAAUUACACUAUUUUGGCUAUUACAGGAAAGGCAAUAGACAACCACUUGCUAGCUCUUAGAGCAUUAGCACAUGAACACUGCAAGGAACUACCUGAGAUCUUUACAGAUGAUAUGUUUUCAAUAAGUAAUCGAUUCAUUCUCUCCACCAGUCAGGUUCCUACCACAAUGGAAAUGUUCUGCUGCUAUGGCCCAGUGGUCCCAAAUGGAUAUGGUGCCUGCUAUAAUCCCCAGCCUGAAAACAUCCUUUUCUGUAUCUCAAGUUUCCGAGACUGUAAAGAGACUUCAUCCACUAUGUUUGCCAAAGCUUUGGAAGAAAGCUUAACUGAUAUGGGGGACCUUUGUCUAAAGUACAACGCUAAGCCACAAACACCAGCAAAAGAAAGAAAAUCAGAGUCUAAGAAUGGGCAUGGAACCUAGCUGACUUUACAUAAUUGAUGCAAUCAUCUAUAGUAGAUAUAUUUUGCUAAACAGGUAAAUAAGUGUAAAGGAAAGAUAAAUCUAUAUAAAGCAACACUGCAUUUAAAAAAAAAAAUCUUUAAAAUGAUACAUCUUCAAACAGUGUUUUAAGUGGUGUAGUCAAUGAUUUAAAAUAGUUCUAAAGGCAGAAGAUUUUUUUACCUAGUGCAUUUUCUACAUUAAGGUAUAAAACCUUCUGUAUACAGAUCCCCCUUAGCCCCCCCAAUACUUACCUGAUCCUGAUGUCAAUCCUUUGUUGUUGCAUAAGAGCAGCAUUGACGCGCUAUCUCUCUCCCUCCUCACUGGCUCAGAAGCAGCAGCUGCAGGAAUAGAAAAAGAAAGACUGCCGCUCCAGGUGAGUGCAAUGAGCAAUCAAUGUCCUCUCAUUGCUGCGGGAAUAACUUGAAUUAUAAUAAAAAUUCUCAAGGCUCAUCCCUACUACUAUAUCACUACAGCAGCAGGAGCCCUUGGCUCAAGCUGCUGUCAAUCACAGGGAGCAGAUGGGAGCUUAGCCACAUUAUGUGUGUGAAAUAUAAAGAGCAGUUUGGGAGUAAGCCUGCCUGAGUGCCCCCAUAGUAAGUGGCUUGCUAUGGAGGCAUUCG